AUGGAUUCCCGGGUGUUUCUGAGCCUGAUUGGAGUUGUGUACAUCUACUGUCAGGUCUUUGCAAGUUCUGCUGAUGUAGAAACGUCGCGCAAAAUCUACUUUGGUGAGAUGAUGGUGGAGAGUAAUGUCACACUGUAUGCCCAUGCCAUCGAGUCAGCUUUGAACAAUACUGCCCUCAAAGUGAAUUUCCAAGGGAAUUCCCACGAUGUGGAAGUCUUACUCAGUAAAGUGAUUUCAGAGUGCGUGAUCAUUGGAGACAAAUCCACAUGCAACUGCACUGAGAAUUACUAUUGGAGCAAUGAAGUGUGCACCAUUAAAAACUGUUGUAGUGGAUCUGUAUGCACGGCAAAUUUGUCAGACAUCAGACAACUCUGCGUUCCCAAACACAAAGUUCAAAUCAAUGGAUCAGUUAUACUGUCAAAGAGCUCCUGGGAUGCAACCAAAGCAACAACGCUUACAAGUGAACUUCAAAAGCUGAAUGCCUUUGAGAGUGUGAACAUUUCUGAGAGCUCAGACCCAGUUAAGUUUGAGGCAGUUGUCAACGUCGAAGUUCUGACUUCUAAACUUCAAGAAAUAGUGACUACGCUGGAAAAAGCAUUGGAAGCUGUAAUUUGGGUUGACACUGUAGGAAUGGUCACCAUAGAGUCCCCAGACACUAAAGUUCCCUACGAGACCAGCCAAGAGCUGAAAUGUCUUUUAGAUGAGAAGUCAGACAGCGCUGGCUGGAACUUGACCAGGCAGGGCGAGCGCUUGGAGAUCAACAGUGGCACUGUGGCGAAAGUGAGUCAAUCCUGUACCACAGCUGAAAACAAGUCAUGUGUGAACAUUACGAUCCAGGAAGUGACAGGCUUGUGGGAAGGUACAUACGAGUGUGGAUUCACUAAUGGGUCAGUCAGGCACACAGCCAAGGCACAGCUGAAAGUGUCACUCCUUCCUGACGAGAUCUCCCUGGAGUUAGAUCCUCUUGUAGCGGACUGUACAAAAAUGAAGAGCCCUGGAGAUGUUAAAGUGCAAGUCACUGCCACCAUCAGACAAAGCAAAGAGAAAUAUACUGUUUGGUGGAGCUACAUGGGUAAAGGGAAAAAUGUCCUGAAAACAACUGAUGGGAAGGAGAACCCGGUGUACUCUUUCACAGCUCCUAUCAGUUGCGAAGAAACCACAAAGACACAAUACCUGAAUGUCACUUUUGAAAACUCAGUGAAUCAAACAAAAAGUGCACGAGUGGAUAUUUCAGUAGUCUAUAAGGGUGUUUCAGUUUGCGAGGAGGAGUCCCUAGUCCCUGGUGUGAUAUGGCCAAAUACUCCAUUUGGACAUACCGUGUUUAAUCGAAAAUGUGAACCAGGCAAGGUUGGCUUUAAGUCCCGCACUUGUGAUGGCCCAAAAUGGCAGGACGUGUUCCAUUACUGUAUCAACGAAGAGUUGAACAAAAUUUCAGAUGCAGCAUCUCAAUUCCAGAUGGGACAAGGGGCUACUUCACAGGUGGCCCUAAGUAUAUUUGAAGGACUUAAGAACCAAUCUACAUCUAAUUCUGAUGAUCCAGGUAGCAAUACAGCUGAAAUUGCUGCCUCCAUCAGCAUUUUAAGUGUGAUGGCCAUUUCAUCAAAAGAUAUUGACAUAGACGAGCGUGUCUUACCUGAUUUUGUCAAUGCAUCAAGCAACAUGUUGAACAAGUCCUGGGAAGGGGUCAACGAAACUGUUCUUCAGAAACUGUCAUCAGAUUACCUUGUGUCUAUGGAAGAUCUGGUAAAGAAUAUCAAGAUUAACCAGAGCAGCGAUUUGAACAGUCCAAAUGUAGAACUUAAAUUUUGCUUAAAUGCCUGUCCUGAGCCCGUGUUUGAUAUUGGCGUGAAUCUGACAAAUGGCACCGGACGAAUAAGAACUGUUGCUGUGAAAGGUCUAACGAACAAAUUAAAAGACAUGGCCAACAAAAAUUCUACCAACCUCUUAUUAUCAGUCACAAAAGAAAACAACAGUGAUUCGGAUUUACAAAUUAGUCUAAGCUUUCCCACUAUGGAGGGAAAGGAACCUUCAUGCGUCUUCUGGAACACCACAACGAAUGAGUGGUCGGAUAAUGGGUGCAUUGUCAAAAGUACUGAUGAAAACUACACACUCUGCCAGUGUAACCACUUGACUGCAUUCUCUAUCCUCAUGGGCAAGGAUGCCCCAGAUGACCCCGUCCUAACUAUGAUUACAAAUGUUGGCCUGGGUGUGUCUAUCUGCUCCUUGCUGAUUUUCCUCAUCGUUGAAUCUCUGGUUUGGUCAGCUGUGGUCAAGACAAAUCUUUCACAUUUCCGACACACGGCCAUGGUUAACAUUGCCGUUUUCCUCUUGCUCGCUAACUGCAGUUUCUUGGUCACGGCUCUUGUAGAGGAAAAGGAACCCUGGUGUCUAAUUAUAACGGCAUGCAAACACCUCUUUUACUUGGCCAUGUUCUGCUGGAUGCUGUGCUUGAGUGUCAUGCUCGUCCACCAGCUCAUCUUUGUCUUCAGCCCAUUGAGGAAGCGAGUCUUCAUGUUCCUGUCCAGCAUUAUAGGCUAUGUUUGCCCACUCCUUAUUGUUGGAUCCAGCUAUGUGUAUUACAAAUACACCAAGGAUGACUACCAUGAUAAGAAAACCUGUUGGCUAGUUUUUAAAGGACUCUUGGAGGGAUCCUUGCAUGCUUUCGUCCUCCCCGUGGGAACUAUUAUUUUGACAAACCUCUUUUCCAUGGUGGUUGUCAUUCUUACGCUGUUGAAGUCCUCGGUCCCUGAUGGCAGCAAGACAGAUGACAAGGAGACAGCUAAAAGUAUCCUUAAAGUGGUGAUCUUUCUGACCCCUGUCUUUGGAGUAACAUGGGUCAUUGGCUUCUGCUUGCAGAUGUUAGAUCAAAAGAGUCCCCUGUAUAACAUUGCUAGCUACAGUUUCACCAUCAUCAAUUCCUUCCAGGGCUUUUUCAUUUUGAUAAUGGGAUGUAUUGCAGAGAAGAAGGUUCGAGACGAAGUGUUAAAGCUCUUAACGGAAAAAUCUAAAGGACAUAUGCAGAGUAUAAAGAAGUCGACUUCAACAACAUACACAAAAGACAAAUGA
Messenger RNA from Scomber scombrus (Atlantic mackerel), 3066 nucleotides. RefSeq names its product adhesion G protein-coupled receptor F3b (gene adgrf3b). The record is from RefSeq and is a predicted model, not a curated record. Gene Ontology annotation, cellular component: membrane. The transcript has 16 exons. The coding region runs from base 1 to 3066 and encodes 1021 amino acids. Lineage: Eukaryota; Metazoa; Chordata; Actinopteri; Scombriformes; Scombridae. Gene Ontology annotation, molecular function: G protein-coupled receptor activity. Gene Ontology annotation, biological process: G protein-coupled receptor signaling pathway; cell surface receptor signaling pathway.